AUGUCUUCUGAUCCAAAGGCACUGUGUACCUCUCCUUCCACUGAAAAGAAAAGGGGAAAAGAGAGAAAAAUCAAAAGAAAAAGAGAACGAGAAAGACAGAGACGGUCAAACCUAAGGAAAAACAAUCAGAAAAAAGACGAGGAGGAGUCAACAAACCUAAAAAAAAGUUUUCCAGAUCAGGCUCAGAUUAAUCCUGCUUUUUCUGGAAAUGGUCCAGAUAUGUUUGGUAUAGUGUCAAGCAUCAUGGAAGAACCAAACAAGACAGAACCUCUUUCAGAGUGGAGUUCCUUGUCCAGAAUGUUUCCCGAUGUGUGGUCACCUAUUGAUGGAGUUACUAUUAAUUCUUCUGAACAUGAUAGCAGUAGCAUGCUAGACAGUAGUAGCUUUGCAGACCAACAUUCACUACAGAACUGCUAUCAAGGUAAUUUACAGACAUCACCUGAAAAUCAAGUAGAAACUCUUUGCCAGGGUUUUCAAGACAUGAAUCUUGUGGAGUCAUGGCUAUCUUCAGUGAGAGAGAAUUCUGAUCUUAGUAACCAACAGUCUACAGAAUUCAAACCAAUGUAUGUGGAAAAAUCUUUGUUCAGAUUGAAUACCCCUAGUCAACAAGAAAGUUUCUCUGCACAAGCCAGACAGUUUGAUAUCAACAGAAACUUUGACUGUGAAAGGACUGGUAAUGGUCAUGAAAAUAUGCCUUAUUUAAACAAGUGUCAUUUUCAAAAUAAAAAUAAAGGUAGCAUUGAUAUGAAUAAAGAGCAUUUCAAAGCUGAGAGGUUUACAAAGAACCGGUAUACCAAAAACAGUUCACGGGAUCAGUCAAGAACAGUUGUAGAUCAGACAAAUCAUUCUGUUGGUGAUACAUGGGGUAGGGCUUUCCUUCAAAAUCAUCACUCCCCUAAAAGAUACAAAGACUUUUCAGUUGUGCAGGAGUACAGUAAUACAUUAUCACCUUCUCUUAGUAACUUUGGGCAGCAAUUUUCCAAAGAAGACUGUUUUUCUGGGGUGCCAAACCAGAAUCCUGUUUUGGAUGUUACAUGUAAAGACUAUGUACGUAAUUUAAGGGGAAAUUUUGACAGUUCUGACAAAGUUCAUCUCAGUCCAGUCAAUAGUCUUCCUAGGUCCCCUGAGUACAUAAAGCCAGUACUUCAGAAUGUAGAUCGUCAUACUUUUACUGGGGGACAGAUAUGGUCUGAUGAUGAUGUACUCAGUCCUACUGUUAAGCAUGAUGCAGUUCAUGGAAAUCAGAAAGCAGCAUGUAGUCCUCAGGCAUCUUCCUCUUCUGGAGUUUCUACCAUGUCUAGCAGUGGAUCUCCCACGCAACUUCGUACAUCCCCUGUUGCACAACCAACUUACUACCCUCAGACACCUCCAUUAUGUAAGUCAAGGCAAGAGGGAAGGUUUGAAAUGCUAGGUGACAAUUCGGCAUUCUCCUCCCCCACAAAGCAGACCCACAGAGUGACCACAGGACAUCAAAUAACCUUGUCAUCUACAAAUGAGGACCAGUAUUGCAAGCCACCCCUCAACUUUUCAAAUUGGACAGCUCAUCGUAAUUCAGGCAAUGAUAAUUCUGAUAAAUAUCACCGAUUCCGUAACAAGCAUGGUCAAAACAGCAAUACUAGAGAUGACAGGCGAGGUCAUAAGCCUUGGUUUCUACAACAGAGCCAUUUUGGCCAGACUCACAGUCAGCAAAACAGUUACAGAAGAAAACAGGACCAAGACAGUGGAAACUUGUCCGAUUUCAUUAAUCAUGCUUUUAUCCCUCAUGUACCGUUUGGUGUGUCUGAUUUCUUGCAAAAUCCAAACUUGCCCCACUUUAACCCACAUACAUUUUCUUCACCACCUAGUUUUUCAUUUCCAUCUUCAACUUUUCCAUUCUCUGAAUUAAUUGACUUGUUUCAUUAUGAAGAUUUUAACCAACUGAACCCAUUUUUUAAUGAGCUUUUUUACAGAGACAUGGCUGCACAGUACUUUUGUUUUCCUCCCCCUUUUAACAAGUUCAGACCUAUGCGAAAUCGUAGUGGACCUGCAAAUGAACUUCAUACCAGGUUAGAGCAAUGUUAUGAGCAAUGGAGAGCCUUAGAAAAGGAGAGGAAAAAGACUGAGGCUGAUCUUGCAAGAAACUUUCCAGGAAAAAGAGUCUCCAGUUCAAAUAACAAUCCCAUUCCUCGACUGCCUGCAAAUCCAUCAAGGGUGGAUCGUUUGAUUGUGGACCAGUUACGUGAGCAAACAAGGGUUCUGACAUUGAUUAGAAAAAUGGAAAGACUCCGUGGAUUUCCUAUCCAUGCUAAUAUAUCUGCUGCUGUUGACCGUCAUUUAGAAGCAGUCCACAUUACUCAAGCACGGCGCAAAGAUGAAAUUAUUAAUGCUGCAAACCGCCAGAGACAGGGGGCACCUCGCUACAGUAAUGAGAAAGACGUUCUUGCUCUUGCUGCUGCCAUCAAAGAGCUGUCUGUCUCUACUCGCAAAGCACGUACUGCUCUCUGGUGUGCCCUGCAGAUGACUUUACCAAAAACGUCCUUCAGCUACCUAGCAAAACCAGAGGAUGUUGAAAAAGCAUUGCAGGAGCUUUGUCCUGGUACUAAUGGAGCACAGGAAGAAACUGGCACUGAAAACAAAACCCAGCAGAAGAUGGAAAAGAACCUGCUAGCAAAGAACAAAAUAGAAGUCCAACAUGAAAGUGCAACAGAAAAGUGGAAUGAGGUGAUGAUGUCAAGAGGCAAAGGGAUUGCCUUUGAGUUUUACAGAAACCUUCCAGUUAAUUAGAGAAAAUAGUCACUUAGCUGCAACAAACAAGAUGUUUAUUUACAGAUAAGGAGCUGCAACAAGCAAGUUGUUUAUUUACAGGAAAAGGGAACUUUAUUUUCCAUGUUUGGUGCUGUAUUCAAAUAAGAAAACCAGCAGAAUACUGGGCAUUAUAUGCAAAGCUGAGAGAAUAUGCCAUCUGAAUUAGCUGUGAUUCUGUUUAACCACUGGCUUACCUCUAGCCGCAAAUUAUUUUGAAAUUUGAUGUCGCAGUCAUUUCCCCUCUCCCUUUUCCUUCAGUUCAAGUAUUCAGACUGAGAUGUGUGUUGUGCACACGCAUGAUUUAUUAGAGUAACAUUUUUUAAGAUCUCAUUUUUCUCAGUUCAGCAAAGCACUGUCCUUAAAAUUUUAUUUAUUUUUUGCACUUCCAUCUCCUUCAUGUGGUAUAUAGAUAUGACUUGUUCGUAAUCUAGGUGCAAAGAAGGACUUUUCUCAUAGUCGUAUGUAAUGGAGAUCAGUUGCAUGAGCAAAUAACAAUACCGUAGUCUGGUAGUGCUUCAUUUGACUUAAAGAGUUUACAGGUGGAUCGGACACUAAAUUGGCCGUAGGUGAGAGUGUGUGUGCGAGUAAGUGGUAUGAAUGAGCUAUCGUGGCAAGGCUAGCCACCCAGCAGUGUAAGCCUUGGCUUGAGAUGAUUGUCGCUGGUGAAGUGACACCCCGAUCCCAUAUGCAAAAUGGGAAAGGGGGUUGAGGAUGGAUGGUUGGAUGAAUGGAAUGCUCUAACAAGUGUGGGAAAGAUUAUUUUGGCUUGCAGUUCUUUUUAUUUUUUUUGUCUCCAUGUGACAUUUACAAGACUGGUGGUGGCUAUUCAUUAAAUUGGUUUCAGUAUUUCCUAAAUUGGUAGAAAGAGCGGAUAGUAUUUAACUUGUCUGAAAUACUGGUGUCCAUUCUUAAACUUGUAGGAAUUUUAUUUUGAGAACACCUUAUCAGUUUUGGAUUAAUUUUUUAUACUGAAUAAUGACUUUAAAUGCAAGUCAUCAGAUCUUGUACACUUGUGUGGUUGUAUGUAUGAUACGCGUAUAUGUAUACACACAUUACUCACUCAAAGUAUGCAUAUUAUACAUGUAAUAUGUCAGCAGAGAACAAGGUGAAAACUUGCAAUGACUGUCUGUCUUUGUCCAGACAGAAUUACUGUCCUUGGUUGAGCUGUUUAAAAAUGAAAGUCAUUUAAUGCUGCAUUUUAGUUACCCUGAAGUAAUCUGUACUGUACUAAUUCUUUCUCACACUUUAUUUUUAACAGUAAUGCUGCAAAUGCAAGUGUAUUAUUUAAUCCCAUUGAAGACUUAAAGUAAUAAGUUACUGUUACUAAUAAUAGUAGUAAUAUGGCAGUUUAGAGUGCUUUAAGAUUAGCGUAAAAAAAAUUAUGGAUUACUUUUUUCUGAAAUUCAGUUUUUGUGCCAUUGCCACUUAGCAGUAGUGCUUUUUUGGUGUGUUAAUUGCCAUUUUGAAUCAUUGUAGUCCAGACUUUAAUGCAAGGCCCCGCUACACUUUAUUAAGGUACACUGUGGCUCAGUAAUGCCUACUUUAUGCAUCUUGGUUUAUUGGUCUAGUACAGUGGUUUUAGCUUCAGCUUAUUAUGUUAUUCAGUUAAUGCAUAUAUACACUUCAGAAUAUGUUAUAGGUCAAAAAAAUGACCAGUACCAAAGCACGUUGUUGAGCUUAUGCAAAAACUAAUUUGUAUACUUAGUGUAAACUUCAUUAUAGUGAAAUUGUUAAGUUCCUUCUGCAAGGUAAUGAAAACAAGUCCGUUGUGCCAUUUAUGUCUUAAAGUAUGUAUAAUAAGAUUGAAAAUAGGGUUAAAACAGUUUACAGACAAAUUAGUUUAGCUAAUGUCUUAUAGUGUGUGUGGUCAGGUGUUUGAGAAUAGGCUUGUUGUUGUGUAAUUAUGCUUUGACUUUGUGUGUAUUUGUAUCCAUCUGAAGUCAUUGCAGCAAUAUUACAGCAAUGCUGUACUUGAUAGACAUGCAUAAUUACAGACUGGCAUCUCUUACUUGUACCAUCAAUACAGAGAGAUGCAAAGGCUUAGGUAAGCCUCUUUAAAGCUUUUUUUAAGACAGGAGGUGUUUAUGUUCACUGUCAUCAUACCUUGUGUAUGACUUAGUGUAACACAGGCAGAAUUGUUAAUGCAUAUUAAGGUUUCUGUUGUAACACAAGUUUGAGUGGCUGUAUAGUAUCUGUUUUUAAGGUUCUGUUGUACGGGUCCCAGUUCCAGGUUCAUUCCUGACCUCGUGUUACUGUUAUUGUGGACUUUGUGUAUUUUCUCUUUCCUUUGUGUGGAUUUUCUCUAUCUAGGUGCUCUUAUUUUUUCAGACCUUGUAAAACAUGAUUUUUUGUGUGUGUGUGUGUGUGUGUGUGUGUGUGUGUGUGUGUGUGUGUGUGUGUGUGUGUGUGUGUGUGUGUGUGUGUGUGUGUGUGUGUGCACUUGUACAUGUGUUGCAUUUUCUUUUUCACACCCUUUUCCCUUGUGGAUUAGUUGUUGGCUGGAAGUGGUUGGCAGUAAACUGAUUAAUUUAACAAACGAGUCUUACAUCAGCAACCUUAUGUGUAUGGGAAGUCAUGCACUAUCCUUCUUUUUAUACAGGUUAGGUUGAUAGCACUGUAUUGUAAUUGUUUGCAUAUAUCUUCCAAACACUGUGAUACAGCAUAAUUGUUCACCUUUCGUAUCCUUUUCCGUAGUUCCCUGUACUUGAACAGGAUCCUUUGUUUCUCAUAAAUUAAAAAAAAAGGUAUAUAAAUGUUAUAAAAGUGUUAGCCUCCUUUGCAGAACUAGAUGUGUUUAUAUUACUAUAAGCCUUUAUAUACCCAGUGCAUUUAUUUUAAAGUUAAGUUUAUUCGUGAGGUUUUAGUUGCUGUUGUUUUGAAGUAUAGAAGUACUUCAGGCCAUGGAAGCCCUGGCAUUAAGAACUGUACUAAUGUUGUCAUGUCUUGUGUUAAUAAGUGCGUUUCUUCAUAUUUGAGGUCAUGCAGUAGUUUUGUGUUUCAUAUCUUAGAGUAGGGUAAGAUUUGGAGAUUUAUGCCAGUUUAAGUUAAUCAUUUUUCGUUUUGUCUGUCACUUUGUACAAUUUAUGAAGUGAUGUAGCAUCAGUACUGUGCUGAUAUUUUUAUAUGACUUGUGUUUGGUGUGUG
This is a messenger RNA of Protopterus annectens (West African lungfish), 5928 nucleotides long. RefSeq names its product meiosis-specific coiled-coil domain-containing protein MEIOC-like. The coding region runs from base 1 to 2763 and encodes 920 amino acids. The record is from RefSeq and is a predicted model, not a curated record. Gene Ontology annotation, biological process: meiotic cell cycle; female meiosis I; mRNA stabilization. The transcript has 6 exons. Gene Ontology annotation, cellular component: cytoplasm; nucleus. NCBI's taxonomy places the organism in Eukaryota, Metazoa, Chordata, Ceratodontiformes, Protopteridae.